This is a messenger RNA of Parasteatoda tepidariorum (common house spider), 4399 nucleotides long. RefSeq lists its product as uncharacterized. NCBI's taxonomy places the organism in Eukaryota, Metazoa, Arthropoda, Arachnida, Araneae, Theridiidae. The record is from RefSeq and is a predicted model, not a curated record.
UCAACCAUCCAUAUUUUAUGCAGUAGGAAUGGUCCUUAGCGCCGUAGUUGCUGAUAUUAUUCUAGAAAGUUAGGAUCAACACUUUCAAUCGAAACAGAAACUUUUUGUUUUGAUUUGAUAUGACGUCAGAUGUUUUGGGAACUGAAACUUAGCAAGAAAAUUUCUGUUUGUAAUAUGGUAUUAAAUAAAACGUGUACACCAAAUUUGUACGUCAUACGUAAAUCCGUAUUCAUCUUAUUAACUUUGUAAAUAAACUUGUGUGCUCAGUGCAGAACGGGAAUAUCCCGGAACAGAGCUUUUGUUAGUGUCAACGUUGCUUUAUUUAUAGACGCCUGGUAAAUUUUAUGAAUUGUAUAUGCUUGUAUUUCCUCUUUACAAAUGGAUAGAAAUGAAGCAACAUUUAAGAACUUUUUGAUAGAAAAAAUUGAAAAAACUGGUGGUUCAGCACAAAUUAGAUAUUUAAAUCAACUUCUUUCUAGUCUAAGUUAUGAUGUUAGGAGUUCUGUGGCAAGUAAUCAAGUUGAAUUGAUGAGAUUUUUACGUAAAUACCCUGAUACCUUUCAAGUUGAUGCAAAUGGAAAUGUCAGACUUCAAAGUACUAAUUUACAUGAGACUGAUGCUAAUGAUGAUGAUGAUGAUCGAUCUGUGAAAAGGUUUGUAAAAACUGAACCAAGUGAUGAUUUGCCCAGACAGUUAAACGAUGGUGAAGGCGUUGUUAUUAAAAUCCACCCUACUUUUGGAUUUAUAGCUGCCAAGUCACCUUUGAAGACACAAGUAUAUUUUUCUCCAGCCUCUUUUGGGAAUGAGCAGGUAACACUUUUGACUGAUAUAGACAAGUUGCAUAUUGGCGCAAAAGUUGGUUUCUAUGCAACUAAGCAAAGUAAUGAACAUAGUACUAAAUAUCGUGCUAAAAGAGUGUGGUUUAUAAAGUCUGAAGAAGAUGGUAAUCGAAAUAAAUUCCAGAAUGACUGUGAGCCAAAGAGUAGGAAAACUCGGGAGACUGGAAAAUAUGAUGCUGGUGUUAAUGAAGGUGAAGGCAAGAUUCUAAAACUUUCACCAACCUUUGGAUUUAUAAUAAUUGACAAUGACAAAAAUAACACAGUAUUUUUUUAUAAGAGCAACCUUGCUAAAUAUGAAAACGUUGUGGACUUAAAUAAAGUUUUAAAAGUUGGAGAUUUGGUUGAGUUCAAAGCUGUGCGAACAGCAGAGAAGAAAAAUACAGCACGAUGGUCUGCAACUCAAGUGUGGAUAAAAAAAAGUACUAACGCUAUACCAAACACAAAAGGUAGUGCAGAUUUGCAAAAUGUUGCACCGAAAAAACAGCAUCUUAAAAAUCAAACUGGUAAAAUCUAUCCACACUCAAAAGGAAUUGUUAUAAAAUUUGGUUCCAAGUUUGAAAAUAUCGCAGAUGCUGAUUCCAGUAUAUUUUAUAUGCUGGGUACUAAAGUUAUGGAUGUGUCUUGGGAAUUUUCCGAUGGAGAUAAUGUCCGCUUUGAUGCUGUUGAAAUUAAGUCUCAUCCAGGUUGGAAAGCAACUCUGGUUUGGACUGGGGAAAGGCCAAAAGUAGUUACAGCUCCUGACUUGGGUGAUUUUAGUGAAUUUGCUGAUGAUAUUGAUGAUACGGCUAGCACUAUUUCAAAAGUCUCUGAUAAUUCUAUUUUUUCUGAAAACAGCAGCAGAUCUUAUCAGCCACCAUUAAGCAGAUCUUCAGGUUAUUCGUCAAUGAGACAAUCCCAAGAAAAUUUGCAGCAUUUUAGUGUACCUCCUAGCAGAAACUCGAGCAGCAUUGAAACACGUUCUUACAUUGACAUGGAUGUUGAAGAUAUUUCAGAUACCACUAGUUGUUAUUCAAGGUCUUCAGAUAAAUCUGCUGGUGUUUCUGGUAGGGGCUUUUCAAGAAACUCUCGAGCUCAACGACGAAGAUCAUCCAACCAGAAAAAAAAGUAUUCCAACCAAGAUCUAAGGCAUGAUAAUAUGUACAAUAGUUCUAAUUCAUAUAGUGAGAAUUGGCGGACAAGUGGAAAUAGAAACUCAAAUUCUCAUCAAGAAAAAAGGCAGAGAAGUUUAAACAGAAAUCCUGAUUUAUAUCACAGAAGGCAGGAAAGCUUAAACAGAAAUUCAAGUUCAUACCACGAGAGAAGGCAGGAAAGCUUGAACCGAAAUUCAAGUUCAUACGAUGAAAGAGGGCAGGAAAGCUUAAACAGAAACUCUAAUUCAUAUAAUGAAAAAAGACAGGGCAAUGUAAAUAGAGGUUCAAAUCCUUAUCAGGAAAAGAGGCAAGGUACUGUAAACCAAAAACCAAACUCUUAUCAGGAUAGAAGACCAGAUAUGAAAAAAAGGAGUUCAAGUGUUGGAAAGAAUUCUGCACAUCAAAAUGUUGAACGAUUUAAACGAUAUGAGGAAAUACUUCAAAAGUAUAUUGUUGACACACCAAAAGAACCUGAAGAUGACAAUAUUAGUACAAUCUCAGAUUCUUCCAAAAGUGAUGUUUCAUUUAAAGAUUCUCCACCUGAAACCAAGACUUACAUAAAUUGGGCUGAUACUCCUUACCCAGGUGAAGAUGACGAUCUAGAAAUUGAUGAUGAUGCAGAAAAAGACGACAUAGAAACUGAAAAAGUGGCUACCCAAAAUUCUGCGAAAGAUUCUAUAGAUGAUGCAUCUGUUAUCAAUCAGGACGAGGUGUACAACUCCGAAGAUGAGUUUAGUGACGCAGUUGAAGAGAGAGCAGAAUCUCUUCCACUCGAUGAACCACUUAAAUUAUUAGCUGCAAAUGAUGAUUUGUCAACUGAUGCCAAAGAAGAAAAAGUUCCUACUAAGUGCUGCGUUAAAAUCUUCAAAGAAAUUGAAGGAACAAUGAAAAAGGUGCAUUGUAAAUAUGGUACAAUUAUUUGCCCCUUGUUGCCCCAGCCUGCCAAUUUUUUCUGGCAAGAUGUCUAUCAUAAUGAAAUACCAGUUUCAGACCGAUAUGAUGAUUUGAGAGAAUUUCUGAAGGUAGGAGAUGUUCUAAAAUUCAAUUGUAUCAGAGUGGUCGAUGAGGAAGAAUGUAAUUUUAUUAAGUGCACUAUGCUGUGGAAGGGCAAAAAGCCUAAUAUUGUCGAAAUGACACCUCAGCAAUAUAUUGCCAGUGAAAAAUUGAAAGUUUUCCUUAAAGAUGAUAAUUAUGAAAUAGAAGUGGUAUCACCUAGUAAUCCAACUCCUGCCAAUGCACCACCAGAGCAGCCGAAACGAAAAUUUUUAGUCACUGUAAAUAGUGAAGAUUCAGACAGUGAGGCUGAGGCAUCUGCCUCUGCUGCUAAACCUUUGCCAAAUAGCUCUGAACACAAAAAGGUUUCUUCGAAUGAGAGUGAAAGUGGUGCUGAGGCGUCUGCCUCUGCUGCUAAACCGUUGCCAAACAGAUCGGUACACACCAAAGUUUCAAACCUUAGUUCAGAUGAGAGUGAAAGUGAUGCUGAGGCAUCUGCCUCUGCUGCUAAACCGUUGCCAAACAGAUCGGUACACACCAAAGUUUCAAACCUUUGUUCAGAUGAGAGUGAAAGUGAUGCUGAGGCAUCUGCCUCUGCUGCUAAACCUUUGCCAAGCAGAUCCGUACACACCAAGGUUUCAAACAUUUCUUCAGAUGAGAGUGAAAGUGAUGCUGAGGCAUCUGCCUCUGCCGCAAAACCGUUGCCAAACAGAUCCGUACGCCCUAAGGUUCCAAAGCUUUCUUCUGAUGACAGUGGAAAUGAGGCAGAGACAAAUUCCGAUAAAAAUGAACUUAUAGAAGGAAUUAGUAAAAUAAUUAAAUAUGGUGGACUGCCUUCAUGUUCUCGGGUUGACUUGACGUCAGUUUCUUCAGAAAUAUUAAAUUUUGUUUUGAAUAUGUGUGCUGUAAAAAAACUUGAAGCAGUGAACCAAUCUGUUAAGGAAACCCAAACAAUUGAUGACACAUUGCCCGAAUCAGUGCCUACUAGUACAGCAUCCCAAACUAUAUUUACAGGAGAUGUUAGAGGAAACAAUAUAUACACAGAGUGAUAAUAAUUUAGUUGAAUUCUAAAUUCGUUACUUAGUUCCUGUCAUCCCAUUCAUCCUUGUCUUUUAUGUUUUGUUAUUUGAAGCUCAAAGCAAUCUUUUAAGUUCAUUUCGGCUAUUUCGUUCAGGGAUACUAACUACUACAGCUUUUCCCAAUUUCUACAAACUUAAGUGCUAAAAUAUAAAAAAAAAUCCAGUUUUCAGUUUUUUAAAGUAGUACAAUGCUAGUGUUUCAUUUGUAGAUAAUCCCUCAUUUUGUAAUAAUUAAAGAUUUACUUGUUCAGUAAAUAGUUGAAUAUCAUUUGCUUGUACAGAAUUCAGGGUGCGCAGCAUUUUAAAAAAGUGCUUAAAGGUGCUUUCUUUGUUCGGGGUUUGUAAAAAGUGCUUAAUU